Molecule: messenger RNA, 1679 nt
Organism: Lentinula edodes (shiitake mushroom)
Lineage: Eukaryota; Fungi; Basidiomycota; Agaricomycetes; Agaricales; Omphalotaceae
Exons: 5
Coding region: 105-1457 (450 amino acids)
Cellular component (GO): COP9 signalosome; cytosol
Source: RefSeq, a predicted model, not a curated record
CAUGACAUUGACAUUGCAACAAAUGGCCAAUUCAGAUCACGUGCGUGAAUAUUCUCCUUCCUCAGACUCAGAAUUCGAAGUUUACCUCCUCCACAAAUUCUCAAAUGGAAGGCCGAUUGGAGCAAGCAGCAGCCUUGGGCCAAAAGGACAAAGGACCUGCUUUUAUCUCACUUAUAAAUGAGAUAAUAUCUCGUUCUGAUCAAUCAACAGUCGCUCGGGAUAUACCAACGCUAGUAGGCUUUGUUGUUAACCAGGAAUCUGUUGGUCUCGUUGUCGGUCGGCAAGUACUGUCUGAGCUUGUCAGAAUUGUUGGAGAUGGUACUAUCUCGGAUCCUGAAGUGCGAAAGCGCGUAGUACAAGAAACUAUAGAAACUACUCAACCCAAGAUAGUCAGUUACGAGGAACAAGUUAGCAAUUUAAGGUUCCAAUUGGCAGAUAUAUACGAGAAUGAAGAAGAAUGGAGCGAUGCUGCUCGAGUCUUGAUGGGUAUACAGUUAGAUUCUAACCAAAGAUCUUUGCCUGAUGGCGAGAAGAUGCGAGUAUAUGUGCGAAUAGUUCGUCUACUGCUAGAAGAAGAGGACUCUGUGCAAGCGGAAUCAUACUUCAAUCGUGCACAACUUCUCGUUCAUUCUACAACCGAUAAAGAAACCCUACUGCAAUUUAAAUUAUGUCAAGCUAGAAUUAGUGACUACAGUCGAAAAUUUUUGGAAGCAGCUAGCCGCUAUCACGAACUUAGUUUCGUGGCAGAUAUUGACGAGGAAGAGCGACGCCACAUGCUAAUGGCUGCAGUGACCGCCGCUGUCCUAGCACCGGCAGGUCCUAAUCGAUCUCGCGUAUUAGCUUCGCUAUACCGCGAUGAACGAACUACCGAACUCCCUACCUACAACAUCUUAUCUAAGAUGUUUUUGGACCACAUCCUCCGACCAGCAGAAAUCAAAGAAUUUGAAGGCACUCUCAAGCCUCAUCAGCUAGCCAAAAUAGCUAUUUCGUCCAAUGAUCGAGUUGCUACAUCUACCAACGAUGAAGAAAUCGAUACCCCUAGCGAUCCACCUAUAAGCACGCGUACCGCCCCAGCUACUGUCCUUGACCGUGCGGUCAUGGAGCACAACCUGCUCGCCAGUUCCAAAAUAUACCACAACAUCAGUUUUCGCGGUCUCGGCGCUCUACUCGAUUUGACUCCCGGCGCUGCAGAAAAUAUGGCUCGGAAGAUGAUAGAACAAGGUCGACUCCGAGGCACCAUUGACCAGGUGGAUAAGCUCAUUUGGUUCGAGGGGAACCAUGAGGAAGACGAUGCCCAGGGGAAGGCAGGAGGUCUGGGAGAGGUUGAGGAAGCAGAGGAUACUGGCGCUCCUUUUACAAAGCGUUGGGAUGCACAAAUCCGAAUAACUGCCGCAAACGUACGUCCAUCUCAUUCCAAUGGACAUGAACAUUAUACUGAUGUAGAAUGCCCAGGUUGAAUCCAUCGUCCAGCAUUUGACAGAACGAGGUCUGGUCAGAGUGCACUCCAUAAACGGAUCAAUCUCUGUAAUAUUACUCGCGCUUCUUCUUCUUGGCACGUUUUGUUUCCAGUUCAUGCCACUCGCCCUCUAGGGUAGCAAGACUAGGGGACCAUUGAGGUAAGAUCAGACAAGAAGCAAGUUCACGAGAUGUCCUUACCUGGUGGGUUUUUCUGCCAUAGG